AUGUUACCACCCUCUGUAGCCAAGAUCGCCCGGCGUUCCCCGGCACUCACGAGAGCUGCCUCUACGGCGACGGCGCAAAAAGCCGUAAAGAAGGAGGGAGACAUCUCUGAUGCCUUUGUUUCCUUGUCUGGCGCCAGGCGGCCGCCUCUGCCGGACCGCUUUCGAAAACUAAAGUGUGACUUGGUCAGGGGCAGGGAGAGGCAGAUUGCUGAUAGCUGGACGAGACUGCUCCGGCGGUUGAGGGCAGAGAAUGAGAUCAUUGCCCAAAAAGGAUCAGACGUCAUCCCUCAGGUGAACUUUGCUGACUUGGAGGCGGGGUGUGAAGGGCUGAAGGAGGAGAUUAGGAAACGUGGUGCCAUUGUCGUCAGGGGGGUGGUUCCCGAGGGAGAGGCAAGGGCUUACAAGGAGGAGAUUGAGGACUAUGUAAACAAGAAUCCGUGGACUCGAGCGUUUCCCGCGGACAACCCGCAAGUAUACGAGCUGUACUGGUCCACGCCGCAGCUCAAGGCCCGCUCACACCCGUCCCUAUUGCAAGUACAACACCGUCUCAUGUCUUUACUCUGGCAUACCUCGUCGGAUCAAGCACAGAUAUCUCUGCAGAAUCCUCUUUCCUACGCCGAUCGGUUGCGCAUCCGACAGCCGGGCGAUGCUACAUUUGCGCUGGGCCCGCAUAUUGACGGCGGCAGCGUGGAGAGAUGGGAGAGGAACGGAUACGGGCUCGGCGGCGUCUAUGAUAGAAUCUUGCAAGGAGACUGGGAAAAGUACGACCCGUGGGACGCCAGUGGUCGCGUCCAAGCAGUCAACAACUUGUACGAUGGCCUAGGCGCCUGCACCAUGUUCAGAAUGUGGCAAGGCUGGAUGAGCAUGAGCGAAUCUGGGCCUCGCGAGGGAACUCUGCUGGUCAACCCUCUUAUGCACAUGGCAACGGCUUACGUGCUGCUUCGCCCAUUCUUCGCCCCGUUGAACGAAUCCAAGACGUCGACGGGAUUCCUCGACGAGAGCAACUGGAAGUUGAUUAGUGAGGCUGAUAUGAGCAGCGAAUUGCAAGGUGCUUCACCUGGCCAUGGACAGGAACUCACCGACGAGCUGCACCCGCAUCUCGAGCUGGAGCGAACCAUGGUGCAUGUGCCAAAAAUCAAGCCUGGUGAUUUCGUUGCAUGGCAUUGUGACACUAUCCAUUCCGUCGACAAGGUCCACGGCGGCCGCGGAGAUUCCAGUGUCAUGUAUAUUCCCGUAUGCCCUGUGACGGACAUCAAUGCCGCAUAUAUUGCGCGCCAGCGACAGGCCUUUCGUGACGGAACACCAGGGCCGGACUUCCCUGGUGGCGAGGGCGAAUCUCGACACGUCGGCCGACCGACCGAAGACAUGUUGCGUAGCUGGACAAAUGGCAUUGGACGCCAAGCAUUUGGCCUUGACAAGAUUGAAGUGCGAGACGGUGCUUCGCCUGGCGAAAGAGAGGUUGUGGAAAGGGCAAAUGUCACCUUGGGAUUCUGA
Messenger RNA from Metarhizium brunneum ARSEF 3297, 1494 nucleotides. RefSeq lists its product as uncharacterized. Lineage: Eukaryota; Fungi; Ascomycota; Sordariomycetes; Hypocreales; Clavicipitaceae. The record is from RefSeq and is a predicted model, not a curated record.